Messenger RNA from Bufo bufo (common toad), 2012 nucleotides. It is a transcript of the gene NUBPL, whose product is annotated as nucleotide binding protein like. Bases 60 to 1010 code for a protein of 316 amino acids. Gene Ontology annotation, biological process: mitochondrial respiratory chain complex I assembly; iron-sulfur cluster assembly. The record is from RefSeq and is a predicted model, not a curated record. Lineage: Eukaryota; Metazoa; Chordata; Amphibia; Anura; Bufonidae. The transcript has 11 exons. Gene Ontology annotation, cellular component: mitochondrion. Gene Ontology annotation, molecular function: ATP binding; ATP-dependent FeS chaperone activity; 4 iron, 4 sulfur cluster binding.
GCACACUUCCGCCAUAUCUCGCCGUGCUAAGGAGAAAACCACGUUGCUAGGUAACAGUAAUGGCGGCCGCCAAGGGCCUAGUAGGCCUCGGGCUGAAGGCUUUGCGGGCCAGGACGUUUCUGCAGUGUGGGCGGCGAGAUCCUCUUCCUGCGGUCUCCUUCAGCUCGGCAACUGGAUCUCAUGAAGAAAAGUUGAAAAUUAGGCAGGCUGAGAUGAUGUCCCGUGGUUUGCCAAAGCGGAAGCCAAUUCCUGGUGUGAAGCAUGUCUUGGUGGUUGCAUCUGGCAAAGGAGGUGUGGGCAAAUCAACCACUGCAGUGAAUCUGGCGUUGGGAAUUGCAGCGAGAGAUGAUGUAAAAGGAGUGGGUCUUCUGGAUGCUGAUGUGUAUGGACCAUCUAUUCCACGAAUGAUGAAUCUGAAAGGAAAUCCAACGUUGUCAGACAGGAACUUGAUGAUUCCUCUUGUCAACUAUGGAAUUCAGUGCAUGUCCAUGGGUUUCCUUGUGGAAGAGACUGAUCCAAUAGUAUGGAGAGGGUUGAUGGUCAUGUCUGCAAUUGAGCGAUUACUAAGACAGGUAGACUGGGGGCAGUUGGAUUACCUGGUUAUAGACAUGCCACCUGGAACUGGAGAUGUGCAGCUGUCCGUCUCUCAGAAUGUCCCUAUCUCUGGGGCUGUGAUAGUCUCAACUCCUCAGGAUAUCGCAUUGCUGGAUGCUCGCAGGGGGGCUGAAAUGUUUCAGAAAGUCAAUGUUCCUGUGCUGGGCCUUGUACAGAACAUGAGUGUUUUUCGUUGUCCAAAAUGUGAACAUGAGACCCAUAUCUUUGGAGCAGAUGGGGCAAGGCAACUUGCUGCUACUAUGGGACUUGAUAUUUUAGGUGACAUUCCUUUGCAUAUUAACAUUAGAGAAACCUGCGACUUGGGCAAACCAGUAGUUGUGUCUGAUCCAGAGAGUAGUGAGGCCAAGGCGUAUGUGGAUAUUGCGCAGGAAAUAAUCAUAAGAAUCUCCAACUGAUGGUCAAAUGUCCUCAUCAAGGAAAUCUACAAAAAAGAGAUGUCUAUCAGGUACUCGGCAGGCAAGAUGCUGUAGCAAGUGAAGACCAGGACAGAAAAUGAAUGUACAAUGAAUAUGAAUCCAAAAAGGUGUACACAAAAAGAGUGUGUUUUAUUCUGUUGUGAGGAAGACUUUUAUGAAUGGCAUGUUCUCUGUGACUUUCAUGGUUUAUUCACACUAUGUUUACAAAUUAUUUGUUAUGCCAUUUGGCCAAAUUGAAGUGUAUACUAACUUGUUAAUAGAAAACGAGGGAGUAAAUCCAUAUUUGCCACCUUUGAUACUAUGUAGUUACCUUAUUGGACACAUGGUAAAAUACAUUUUUUUAUGAUUUUUGUUGGUAGGCUGCUGCAUGACAAGCUCAAGAAGAGUAAAAUCUGGAGAAGCAUAAUUCAAUUAUCUAUUUGAUAAGGACUCUUGCAGAUUAAGCGCCUUUUUCUACCAUUUCCUACGGCAAGAAACGCUUGGCUCUCUAGGCAUAAACACCAUAAUAAUAUAAAACCUAAAAUAUAUUUAUUAAUAAAAUACUUAACAUAGUUGUACAAUGUCUCAGUUUCCAAAACCACAAUACUUCAAGAUAAACAAUGUUGGGCCCUGGUAGCAUAUGUGGUACUUUUGUUUAAGCAUGUUGUUUUUAAAGAAGUAGCAAUGUGUAUUAUAUCCCUCCAGAUAAAGUAUAUGUAUAUAAUCAUUUAAAUGGGUUCUACAGGCAUUUCACUUAAUCCUUUGGAAGAUGUUACUAACCUUUUGAAAAGAAGGUCUUUUACAUAGUACUUACCCAUCCCUGGCUCCACUGAUGCCACCGUCUUCCACCUGGUUCCCAUCCUGAAGUGUCUCCUCAUUUUCCUGUUCAGCUGUAUUUACUGUAAUACAUUUUGCUCUAAGUAAGAGCGGUCUUGCCACUCGAAAUGUGUCAGCAAUGUUUUUAUCCUUGUGUCCAGGAAUUAAUAAAGACUUAUGUCAGUG